GGGAAAUAAGCAGCUGAUGGCUCCAGUUAAACUUGGUGGGCUUGAUCUGCGGUUUCUUUCGGCAGUCGCGUUUAUCUCAGUUUGGUUAGGCAGGCGUUUCUUAAGGAAGCGACGGACCGAACCGGAUGCAGAUCCACAGCACCUAGGUGGCUUGUUCCUGGCACCCCGGUUGCCCAUGAGGUCGUGGAUGAACCCACGAGCCACCACAGAUCUGGCUCUGCCCUGGGGGUCAAGCUGGCUCUGUCCCAGCUACUUGGACUUUGGAGGAAGUUGGCGAAGAGGUCUCUCCUCCCAAUGACCUCGUCUGCGAUCACAUAUGGGUCACUAGGGUGCUCGAGCGGCAGACUCGGUAGUGAGAUAGGCAUAAACUCUGCUGCGGGAUCUUCCAUGAACAAGGGGGGGAAGAUGUGAGCCACCAUGACCCAGAUCCGAUCAGGGUAGAUCGAGAAAGACGAUCCUCUUUCAUAUAGAAAUUUACACCCUGAUGAUUGUUACAGUACUACACUGCUCUCAAGCUGCUGCCUAUUGUUCAUUAAUUACCUUCAAUAUUUUGCAAGAUGAUGUGAUUAUUUAUGACUUGAAUCGAUGCUCAACGGCUAAAGUCCCGAGAAGCUGCAUCUAUGCUUUUGGGGCCCUUCUUAGGGUUUCGAUGGUCAACUGUUAUUGUUACCGGUCAGAUCAGCAUACUGUAUGUACCUAAAAGACAGAAGCCCAUCUUCAGGAAAUUAUUGUCUCAAGAUGGGCCCACCUCGAGACAGUUAUGCUUCUUCCGAAGACUUGGGAGGCAAGGGGGAAGUAAGCAGCAAAUGGAAAUGGCUCCUUCAAAACUUGAUCGGCUUUAUCCACAGGUCAAUGCUGAAGCUGGACAUGAGUAUGAAGUUUUUUUGAGCUUCAGGGGACCGGACACUCGCUUAGAAUUCACUGACAACCUAUACCAUCGCCUGGAAGAUGCAGGAGUCCAAACCUUCAGGGAUGAUGAAGAUCUCCGAGUUGGAGAAGAGAUCGGGCCUGAGCUCAUGAGGGCAAUCAAGCAGUCAAAAAUCUCCAUACCCAUCUUCUCAAAGGGCUACGCAUCUAGUAAGUGGUGUCUCAAGGAGGUGGCAGAGAUGGUGAAGCUCAAGGGUGAGACGAAGCACGUGAUCAUGCCCAUUUUCUUAGACGUCACGCCAGAUGAAGUUAAGCACCUGACAGGGAGUUAUGCUAAAGCCUUUACCCAGCACAAGAAAGACUACGACUUUGAGACUAUUCAGGAGUGGAGGAAUGCUCUCCAAGAGGUUGUGAAACUGAAAGGGUUGGAACUAAAGAAAGAGGCAAACGGGAAACAUGGAGAGUUCAUUAAAAAGGUGCUUGCAAGGGUUCUUAACUGUCUGAAGAAAGCUUAUCUAGGUGUCACUGAUAUCUUGGUAGGAAUCGAUGAUCAUGUCGAAGCUGUCAAGACAUUGCUGGAGCCUGGAAAGGAAGGUGUUCAAAUUGUUGGAAUAUGGGGCAUGGGUGGAAUUGGGAAAACGACUCUUGCAAAAGUUGUCUACAACCAACUGUUGGAGAAAUUUGAAUCCUCUUGCUUCCUCAAUGACAUUAGAGAAACAUCCUCACAGCACAAGGGUCUUCAGUACUUGCAAAGCAAGCUACUAUCCGACAUCUUAAAUUGUGAGCGUGAAGACUUUGCAAAUACAGAUGAAGGAACCCAGGAGCUCAAGAACAGGCUCCAUGGCAAGAAAGCAAUCAUUCUUUUGGAUGAUGUUGAUCAAGUUGAUCAACUCAAGGCUCUAGCUGGGGAUCUUGCUUGGUUUAGUCCAGAAAGCAGGAUUAUAGUUACAACCAGAGAAAAGACAGUUCUAGAUCUAUUUCGAAUAAAGGACUAUGAACUCACACUGCUGAGUGACUAUCAAGCUUUUGAACUCUUCUGCAGGCAUGCAUUUAUAAAAGGCUCACCGACACCUGACUUUAUUGACUUGUCCCGGGAUAUCGUGAGGACAACUGGAAGGCUCCCUCUGGCUCUUGAGGUAAUAGGCUCUUCUUUAUCUACAAGCAGUGGGCGCAAGGAGAUAUGGCGAGGUACACUGAAGCAGUUGAAGAAGAAACCGCAUAUGAAGGUCCGAGAUGCGUUGAGGAUAAGUUAUGAUGGCUUGGAUCGUGAGCAGCAGGAGAUAUUUCUCAAUAUUGCUUGUUUCUUCAUUGGAACAGAUGCUAGAAUAGUAAAACCCAUGUGGGAUGAUUGUGAUUUUUUCCCGGAAGUUGGAACUGAGAUCCUUCUCUUGAAGUCACUGAUAAGAAUCACAGAUAACAGUAAGCUAUGGAUGCACGACCAAAUCAGAGACCUUGGCAGGGAAAUUGUGGAACAGGAAAACUAUAGAGAGCCGUGGUUGCGUAGUAGAUUGUGGCACAGUGAAGUGGCGAUGCGUGUAUUAGAGAGACAGCCAGGGGAGGGGAUGACAAAAGUUGAGGCCAUCAGUCUAGAAGGAUAUAAGUUCCGCUCGGGAGAUCACUGCAUUAAGGAUGAUCAGUUCAUGCAUCUAACAAAUUUGAGGAUCCUUCAGCUAGAAAAGGCAAUUCUUUGUGGAAAUUUCGAGCAUCUUCUACUGGAUCUGCAGUGGCUAAGUUGGCAAUUCUGCAACUCCAAUCCUACGCCACCAACCAAUUUAGAUCUGAAGAACCUAAUUGUCCUCGAUCUAUCGAGGAGCAUGGUCAGUGAGGAUUGGGCCGGCUGGAGCUUGAUGAAGGUAGCCGCGAAGCUUAAAGUUCUUGAUCUUACAGAAUGCAGGCAUCUAACAAAAACACCCGAUUUCUCAGCAUUCCCAGCUUUAGAGAGACUGAUUCUUCGAUCUUGUCACAACUUGGUCUCUGUUGAUCCAUCAAUAGAGCAACUUAGUGCUCUAGUCUCCUUAGACAUAAGGGGCUGCACGAAACUCAAAUAUUUUCCUCAGCUGGGUUCUGCACUGACUGAGCUUCUGGUUGAUACUGAAGUUUUUUUGAGCUUCAGGGGGCCAGACAUUCGCGAAGGGUUCAUUGACAACCUAUAUCAUCGUCUGAAAGAUGCAGGAGUCCAAACCUUCAGGGAUGAUGAAGAGCUUCGUGUCGGAGAAGAGAUCGGGCCUGAGCUCACGAGGGCAAUCAAGCAGUCAAAAAUCUUCAUACCCAUCUUCUCAAAGGGCUACGUAUCUAGUAAGUGGUGUCUCAAGGAGGUGGCAGAGAUGGUGAAGCUCAAGGAUGAGACGAAGCACGUGAUCAUGCCCAUUUUCUUAGACGUCACGCCAGAUGAAGUUAAGCACCUGACAGGGAGUUAUGCUAAAGCCUUUACCCAGCACGAGAAAGACUACGACUUUGAGACUAUUCAGGAGUGGAGGAAUGCUCUCCAAGAGGUUGUGAAACUGAAAGGGUUGGAAAUAAAGAAAGAGGCAAACGGGAAACAUGGAGAGUUCAUUAAAAAGGUGCUUGCAAGGGUUCUUAACUGUCUGAAGAAAGCUUAUCUAGGUGUCACUGAUAUCUUGGUAGGAAUCGAUGAUCAUGUCGAAGCUGUCAAGACAUUGCUGGAGCCUGGAAAGGAAGGUGUUCAAAUUGUUGGAAUAUGGGGCAUGGGUGGAAUUGGGAAAACGACUCUUGCAAAAGUUGUCUACAACCAACUGUUGGAGAAAUUUGAAUCCUCUUGCUUCCUCAAUGACAUUAGAGAAACAUCCUCACAGCACAAGGGUCUUCAGUACUUGCAAAGCAAGCUACUAUCCGACAUCUUAAAUUGUGAGCGUGAAGACUUUGCAAAUGCGAAUGAAGGAACCCAGGAGCUCAAGAACAGGCUCCGUGACAAGAAAGCAAUCAUCAUUUUGGAUGAUGUUGAUCAAGUUGAUCAACUCAGUGCUCUAGCUGGGGAUCUUGCUUGGUUUAGUCCAGAAAGCAGGAUUAUAGUUACAACCAGAGAAAAGACAGUUCUAGAUCUAUUUCGAAUAAAGAAUAUCUAUGAACACACUCUGCUGAGUGAAUAUCAAGCUUUUAAACUCUUCUGCAAGCAUGCAUUUUUAAGAUUCCUGCCGACACCUGAUUUUGUUGACUUUUCUCGGGAUAUUGUGAGGACAACUGGAGGUCACCCCUUGACUCUUGAGGUAAUAGGUUCUAGUUUAUAUUUGAACAGCGGGCGCAAGGAGAUAUGGCAAGGAACAUUGGAGAAAUUGAAGAAGAUACUCCCUAGCGAUGUCCAAGAAAAGUUGAGGUUAAGUUAUAAUGGCUUAGAUUAGGAGCAGCGGGAGAUAUUUCUUGAUAUAGCAUGUUUCUUCAUCGGCACAGAUGCUAGAAUUGCAAUCUCCAUGUGGGAUGAUUGUGAAUUUUCCCCAAAAGCUGGAAUUGAGAUCCUUCUCUUGAAGUCAUUGAUUAGAAUAACAGAUAACGAUAAGUUAUGGAUGCACGACCUACUCAGAGACCUUGGUAGGGAAAUUGUAAGAGAGGAAAACUAUGAAGAGCCACGGUUGCGGAGUAGAUUGUGGCGCAGUGAAGAUGUGAUGUAUCUAUUAGAGAGGCAGCCACAGGAGGGUAUGACAAAAGUUGAAGCCAUCAGUCUAGAAGGAUAUCAGUUCCACUCGGAAGAUCUCUGCUUUAAGGAUGAUCAGUUUAAGAAUCUACCGAACUUGAGGAUCCUUCUGUUAGAUAAAGCUAGUCUCAGUGGAAAUUUUGAGCGUAUUCUCCCGAACCUGCGGUGGCUGAGUUGGCACUUUUGCAACUUCAGUCCUACGCUGCCGAUCAAUCUAAAUCUGAAGAACCUAAUUGUCCUCGAUCUAUCGAGGAGCUUGGUCAGUGAUGAUUGGGCCGGCUGGAGCUUGAUGAAGGUAGCCGUGAAGCUAAAAGUUCUUGAUCUUACAGAAUGCAGGCAUCUAACAAGAACACCCUGUUUCUCAGCAUUUCCAGCUUUAGAGAGAGUGAUUCUUCGAUCUUGUAACAACUUGGUCUCCGUUGAUCCAUCGAUAGAGCAACUUAGCGCUCUAGUCUCCUUAGACAUAAGGGAUUGCACGAAACUCAAAUAUUUUCCUCAGUUGGGUUCAAUGAACACACUGACCGAACUUCUGGUUGAUGGAACCUCUAUACAGGAAUUACCUAUACUGAGAGGUACAGACAAGCUUGGAAAUCCAUUGGCGCCAACUGACUGCGGAAAUCCAUCUCCUUAGACUUUGCUUCAUUUGAUAUUAAAGAAAGAUUGCCACUUCCACACUCUCUCUCCUCUACUCUCUCUUCUGCAACCCCUCUUUGCUCGUCUCUGCUCUCCCCUGGUGAUCUCCAUGGACAUCGUCCUCAAUUCCAUCUCAUCCUCAUCACUUGGAAACGGAUCUGCAGUGGAAUCAGAACCCCGCUUCCUUCAAUUCCUAUCUCAGCGGGGCAAUCCAAAGCGCAGUUGCUGGAAUGGCAGCUUCUUCUUCGACAACCAGCACCGCCGCCUACCUCCACUUCAUCGAGGAUGUCAUCAACGGAAUCCGUGAUGAGUUUGUUAACAACAGUGGCCCCGGCGAGGAUGUCCUCAGUGAACUGACUGCAAGAACUAAUCUUUCCGCUACCAAUUUGAGGGUUUUUAUUUAUUUAUUUAUUUAUUUUGUGUUUGAUCGAAUUCUGUAGUCGAGAUUCAUCUAUCUCAUCUCCCAGCGAAGAUUUUGUGUUUGAAGUGAAUUUCUAAAAUAAUUUUUUUAGCUCA
Molecule: messenger RNA, 5662 nt
Organism: Punica granatum (pomegranate)
Lineage: Eukaryota; Viridiplantae; Streptophyta; Magnoliopsida; Myrtales; Lythraceae
Source: RefSeq, a predicted model, not a curated record